UCCGUCGCAGUAGCUGCUGAGCUCUUGUCAAAAACAGAUAGUAUCUCCUUUCCUGUUUUAAAACGCGAAACGACGAUGAACUAUUUAUUAGCAUUUGCGUUCUUCGUGGGUAUCUAUCACGUAAGGACAGCAGACGAUUUUGAUUUACCUGAUUACAUGCAUCAAUGCGAUUUAGAUUCUAAAGUUUUCCAAAAAUGUGUAAGAGAAGAGAUAGAAAAAAGCCUUCCACAUUUCACAAAAGGCAUUCCUAAACUCGGAGUAGCAUCGAUAGAUCCCGUCGAUUUGGACGACAUCUUAAUUGAUGGAAAUGGUCUCAAAUUAAAAUUUACUAAUGCACAAUUGCACGGACUUAGCAAAAUGAAAUUGUCGGAUUUCGAGGUCGAGUUUGCAGAUGAUAAUGAGAAAUUCAAUUUGGCACUCGUAGCAAAUUUGAGUUUGACAGCCAAAUACAAUGCCGAUGGAAAAAUAUUGAUACUUCCUAUUAAAGGAGAUGGAGACGCUUUAAUUAAAUGCAAAAACGUUGAGGUCGAAAUCGCUAGUAAAUUAAGUCACGUCAAAGGUGACUCAGGGGAACACUUCAAGCUAACAGUACCUAACUACAAAUACAAAAUUCAAUCAACGAAUUUCGAUUUAAAGAACUUGUUCAAUGGAAAUAAACAACUUGCUGACACAACUAUCCAAUUUGCAAAUCAAAACUGGGAACAGCUUAUGGACGAACUUGCUCCUCCUGUUAUAAAGCAGAUUGUUAAGACUAUCGUCAAAACCAUCAACAAAUUCUUUUCAAAAAUCACCAUAAAUCGCAUGGUUAAGGGAUAUAAAAAGUCAUCAUAAAAUUGUAAAAUCCGAAUUAUUUAAUAAAGUAGUGUGAUCUCCAUAACGGA
Molecule: messenger RNA, 881 nt
Organism: Melitaea cinxia (Glanville fritillary)
Lineage: Eukaryota; Metazoa; Arthropoda; Insecta; Lepidoptera; Nymphalidae
Product: circadian clock-controlled protein daywake-like
Exons: 5
Coding region: 76-831 (251 amino acids)
Source: RefSeq, a predicted model, not a curated record